GCCGCCUGCAGUUUAGGUGCUCUGUCGUGUUUCCGGUUUAAUUUUUACAUAACAAAAUACUCAAAAAUACUCCUGACAGCUUGCAAUCCUAUGUUACAUCAUCAUAAGUGACAUUUCAGAUCAAACUGUGGCCUUAACCAUGUGACCAGCAGAAGUACACUAUGGACACUAACUGACCACAGAGAAUGGUACCUAUUAUGUUGUAUCGCAGGGUCAACCAGCUGUGUUGGAAAUGUGGAUUAUCACCAGGCCUGAAUAUUGCCUCACAAAGAUUUUUUUCAAAAAACAAGACAUAUUACCAGAUUCUGGAGGUGAGCCAGGAAGCUACAGAUGAAGAAAUUAAAGCAGCAUAUAAAAGACUGUCCAAAAAAUAUCACCCAGACACUUCCUCAGAAAUUAAUGCUCAUGAAAAGUUUAUAGCUGUUAACGAGGCCUUCACAACACUAAGUAAACCUUUCAGUAGAAGAGACUAUGACUUGAAACUGAAGUAUGGACCAGACCAAGCUGGACAGAAAAAGCGAGAGGAGAGGCGACAAGCAAACGAGACGUGGAGAGACAAACACUACUGGCAGAGAACCAAGGAGGAGGACCAGCAGUUCCGAUCCUGGUAUUAUAAGGAGUAUGGAAUGGGGAGUCCACAUUCUCCCAAUGUACCAGACCCCUUCCGUUUCUUCACGGCAAAACAAGCCAUCGUAUUGGCCAUAUCACUGGGGAUCGGUUUACAGAUAGCUCGAUAUAAGUGGGUGAAAGCUCGUAUGGAUUUAUCAGAUGCAAAGAGCAAUGAUCGGCUGAAGGAAUUGGAGGAGGCGAAACAGCAAAGAUUAGAGUGGUUAAAAAAGGAAAGGGAAAAGUUUGAAAACGUUGUGGACUCCGAAUUGGAGAAGAAUAAAGAGACCGAUCUCCAUUCUUUUCUGAAUAAAAAUAACAAUGUUCCUUUUCCUAACACUAAACCAGGGUAACCCGGCCUCAGGAGAUGCUGCGAUAUUACUGAAAGUCUUGUGAUAUUGUGUUUACGAAUGAUUGUGUGGAAAUAGUAUUUACUGAUGUAUGGUUUUAUUAAAAACUGAUAUUAUACGACUCAUUAUGACGUCAUAAUGCUA
Molecule: messenger RNA, 1100 nt
Organism: Ostrea edulis (European flat oyster)
Lineage: Eukaryota; Metazoa; Mollusca; Bivalvia; Ostreida; Ostreidae
Product: dnaJ homolog subfamily C member 10-like
Exons: 7
Coding region: 186-959 (257 amino acids)
Cellular component (GO): endoplasmic reticulum
Molecular function (GO): protein-folding chaperone binding; misfolded protein binding
Source: RefSeq, a predicted model, not a curated record